Capsicum annuum is the source of this 942-nucleotide messenger RNA. Its product is annotated as 15.4 kDa class V heat shock protein. Gene Ontology annotation, biological process: protein folding; response to salt stress; response to hydrogen peroxide. The coding region runs from base 331 to 744 and encodes 137 amino acids. The transcript is spliced from 2 exons. The record is from RefSeq and is a predicted model, not a curated record. Lineage: Eukaryota; Viridiplantae; Streptophyta; Magnoliopsida; Solanales; Solanaceae.
CAAGCAGUUAACCACUCCAAUUUUAUAUGAUUCUUCUAAAGUUGGGGUGGAUUUGUCACUUCACUAUUUGGUAUCCAAACUAGCAAGUGGCAACUCACAUGUGCCUCUCUAUCCAAGAUAGAUAUACAAAUUGCAUUUUCCCCUUAAAGAAUUGAGGAGCCAAUCAUUUUUUAAUAAGAACCUAAUAAGAUCACCAAUGCCACCAAACUUGACUAGGUUUUAUAUAAGGUCCAAAAUCAACUCUCUUUUCAUCCCCUAAAACAAACAACCAACCUCUCUUUGCAACCACCAUAUUUUCCUCCCAAAUCCUCUUUCUUUCUUCAAAGAAACAUGGAAUUCUCAACUUUCAACCCCUCUACAUGGAAUUCUUUUUUCACCUCUCCUCUCCUUUUUCCCUAUCAGUUCAUUCCUGAAAAUUAUGUUCACUGGAGAGAGACUCCUGAAUGUCACAUCUACUCUGCUGAUCUUCCAGGUUUGAAGAAAGAGGACAUAAAGGUGGAAGUUGAGGAUUCAAUAUACCUGAUAAUACGAACAAAAGCUGCCAAUGAAGAGAGUGAGCCAACAAGGAGCUUUACGAGGAAAUUUAGGCUACCAGGAAUGGUGGAUAUGGAUGGAAUUUCUGCUAGUUAUAGAGAUGGUGUUUUAACAGUCACUGUUCCAAGAACACUUGUGAGAAGGGGAUUCUUCAUUGAUCCAAAUGACCUGCCACAAAGGAUGGUCAAUCUUGGUGCUAGUGCUGCUUGAUUAUUUUUCUUUUAAACAAGAUUGGUUGAUAGUAUUAAUUAGUACCUAAUCUUGUAAGCAAAAUUGUUUUUUUUUUUCCCCUUCAGGGGGAUGAUCAUUGUUUAGGAGUAAAUGAUUUCAAGAUUGUGUUCUCUUUGAGAAUAUGUACAUAAGUUAGAUUAAUCAUUAAUCGUAAUCCUUGCAUUGAAUUUGCCGUCA